This is a messenger RNA of Papilio xuthus (Asian swallowtail), 5218 nucleotides long. RefSeq names its product zinc finger transcription protein combgap (gene cg). NCBI's taxonomy places the organism in Eukaryota, Metazoa, Arthropoda, Insecta, Lepidoptera, Papilionidae. The coding region runs from base 483 to 3023 and encodes 846 amino acids. Gene Ontology annotation, molecular function: RNA polymerase II cis-regulatory region sequence-specific DNA binding; DNA-binding transcription factor activity, RNA polymerase II-specific. Gene Ontology annotation, biological process: regulation of transcription by RNA polymerase II. The record is from RefSeq and is a predicted model, not a curated record. The transcript has 17 exons.
AUGGCGCCUGGUUUUUUGUGUGUGCGAUAAAAUUAUUGUUUUCGUAAUAUUGAAAUGUGUAGUUGAGUGUUAAUGUUUUUAUGUUGUUUAUAUUAUAAUAUAUAAAAUGAGGUACUAUUACACGAUAAAUAUGCAAAAAAUUAAUAAGUUUAAGACAGAUUACGUGUGUGUCAAUCAUGUCUGCAGCGUCCUAUACCGCCUUUUUUACUGACUUCAUUGGUCUAAUUUAGUAGUAAUCGACGUUAUUUUUUCACGUAAAAUCAACAAAAGUUUGUUAACUAUUAUUUAUCAGUGUAUGUGUUAUCAAAUAUAAGUGUUUAUGCGGCGUUGUGUUUUUGAUGGGUGCGUUUUGCAUUAGUAGUUGUGAAAGCGUACAUAUAGGUAAUGGUCGAACUGUCAUGAGGAGUAGUGUUUACUAUCGGGACUGUGGACUUGUGUUGGUUAAUUUGUUUAUCGGCGCGACAUAGGAUUUUGUUGUCAACAUGUGUAUGCCAACGCCGAGCAAUGUGUCGGGCUUCGGUUACUCGUGGGGCUUUACCAGCUCCGCCGACCUGACGAAGGGCGAGGUGGAAACUCCAAGCAGUUUAAGUUAUACUUUAGGGAACACGAUUUCACCCGAAACCACACUGACGGUUAUGUCACAUAAGUCACCGCAAGUGCAGGAGAAAGUUGGCACAGUAGUAGCUGUGUCAAAUGCAGCACAGGUGACCAGGGUGGUGGCUACAGGUACUCCAGUCACCUCACGGAGGAUGUUUGUAGUGAGUGAGGCGCCAGCACACACACUGAACAGGGUCUCACAACAAAACCAGACUGCUACAAUACAAACAACAAAUCUUGGUCCUAAACAAUUUCUCACACCCAUCGGACCUAUCCAGUUAACAGCAGAAGAAUGCAACGAAAUCUUAAUGAAAAGAGCGCUGCAAGCACAGGGUAUAGCUACACCGGUGAUAGAUGCAUCACAACUCAACCACACAUUGUUAAACGGCAGCCUAAAGACAAUAACGGAAGUAGCCCAGAGCCAAGCUGACACCAUACAAACCACAACAGUACAUCAACAUAAUAUGCUGCAUACUAAACAAGAACCAGGAACUGCAAAUAAUUCACCCAAAGUUGAGGCGGUGUAUUCACAGACGGAGGUGCUGGGUGGUGCAGUGCUGCUGGCGGGGCAUGCACCUGCCCCCACUGCCGGCGUCAAGGAGCGCCCCUACUCCUGCGACGAAUGCGGCAAGUCAUUCCUUCUCAAGCAUCAUCUGACCACGCAUGCAAGAGUACACACAGGGGAGCGGCCGCACGUGUGCGCGCACUGCGGCAAGGCGUUCGCGCGCAAGCACUGCCUCAACACGCACCUGCUGCUGCACUCCGCAGACCGCCCCUUCAAGUGCCACGAGUGCAAGAUGGCCUUCACGCUCAAGCAUCACCUCGUCACGCACUCCAGGGUGCACAGCCGCGGGCGGCCGUUCAUGUGCGGGGAGUGCGGGCGCGGGUUCCCGCUGAAGCGACACCUCGUCACCCACAGCAAGUACCACGCCGGAGAGCGCCCCUACGUCUGCAGCGACUGCGGCGAGAACUUCGCGCAAAAGGAGCACCUGGUGAUGCACAGCAGGUUUCACGGGUCGCUGUCACCGUUCGUGUGCCCCGACUGCGGCGCGGCGUUCGCGCGCAAGUUCCAGCUGGUGAACCACGGGCGCGCGCACGGCCGCGUGCCGCACGCCUGUCCCGUCUGCGGCAAGGAGUUCCUGCAGAAGCGCACGCUCGUCGCACACAUGAAAAUCCAUACAGCAGACGGCGUUGUUGCGUGUUUCGAAUGCGGUGAAGCGUUCAAAAGUAAAUCAGAGCUACAUCAGCAUUGCAAGAUAACGAGGCACUGUUUGAGCACCUCGCAGACGAAUCAGCAACAACAACAACAACAACAACAACAACAAACUACUGUGAUAAAACAAGAUGAUUUUAAACCACAAAUUGUUCAGGUGAUCGGUGCGGACGGACAAAUACUGUCAGAAAAAAGCGGCCCCAGCUACGUGUGUCCCGAGUGUGUUUCAUGUUUCAAUACUAAGGAGGCGCUGUCGCUGCACCUGCGGCUGCACGCGGGCGACCGCACCUGCGUCACCGACCUGUGCGCGCUCACCGCCGCGCUCCAGCCCGGACUCGUCGCCGCGCACCACGCCGCCGCCGCGCACCACCCGCCCCAACACUCACAACCGAUCCAAAUAAUAUCUUCAAAUCCCAACAAUGUGGUACAUACGCAAGUUAUAGCGCCGAACCAGCACAUAACUCCGCCGCGGCCUAAGAUUCACUUUUGUGCGGAUUGUGGGAAGGGUUUCGCGGCUAAGCACGGACUGCAGGCGCAUCACAGAAGACACCCGGACGGCAGCUGCACGUUGCGCACGCACGUGUGCGACCAGUGCGGCAAGGCCUUCUUCCAGAAGAACCACCUCAUGCUGCAUCAGCGGCAGCACAUGGACCUGCCGCCCAGGAAUUCACAAGUACAACAGGCGACGCAGCAAGCGCAGCAGCAGGCCGCGCAACAAGCAGCGCAGCAAGCCGCGCAGCAGGUCGCGCAACAAGUCGCGCAACAAGUGCAGCAACAACAACAGCAGCAGCAGCAGCAACAACAACAGCAGCAACAACAACAACAGCAACAACAACAACAGCAACAACAACAGCAGCAAGAGCAUCACCAGAAUAACCUCGAAAUGGACCAGCAAGAGCACCAGCAACCCACGCACAUACAAGUUGUGACGAACCGGUCGGGGCAGGUGAUCGGCAACCACAUCCUGGUGGGGUCACUGGGGGGCGUGCAGCGGCGCGUGUUCGGCACUCCGCUACACGUGAUCGGGCGCGACGGCAAGCCGCUCACCGCGCACCACGCGCCUCAGAAGACUGCCGCAGCGAGGCACCACGCCAACACCGAUGUGAAGGAGGUGGGCGGGCUGGUGCUGUCUACGGGCCGCAGCGGCCUCAUCAAGUACGAGAUCUCCAUACCGCCCACGCCCACCGUGCUGCAGGUGCAGCCUAUGGACUGAGACCUACCACAGCCACGGUAGGCCCUCGCCGUCACAGCUCUACCUAUGCUGGUGACGCGCCAUGGGCUGCUCGUGUGCCCGCUGAAACUAUCAAAUCAUUGACGUGCAGAUCAACUUACGUCGGUGUCGUCGUGUGAAGCUACUGCCAUCGAUUGUGACCCCCAGUAGCAAGCGCUCCGGUUUGAGUUGCGGCUCAACUUACGCUGGUUGUCCGCGCGAAUUUUGGACUGGUAGUUCGUUGAAACCAUAGACGCCAGACUCUUGGAGACCUACCUUGUGGCUUAAAGUGCGGUUCAACUGACGGUGGUGAUCAAACCUUCGUUAACCCACUGAGUGGCUUGAAGUUCAACUUGUGUUGGUCUGGGCGUAUGAUGGACGCAUCCACCGUUACUAGACCCUGAUACAGUGAUAAUGUGAUUCAAAGUGUGGUUCAACUUACGUUGGGUGGAACAUAGACUUGGUUGCCGGUUAAAUGGAAGUAUUAAAGAAUUUAAUGGCGCGCAAUUAACAGGACCGAUAAAAAUUAACCACAUUGCAUGGUAUCUGAAGAUGUUUAUUUUGGGCCUAGUUUAAUUAUUUCUCAGUUUUAAAUGGAUUUUAACAACGCGCAGUAAUGAAGUGAUUUGAAUAAUAAAUGUGAAAAUAAAUGGGAGAGCUUUAUUUGAACAGUUUUCAACAAAAUUUUACAAUAAAUAUUUAUGUUUUUCAUGAAUAUUGUUCAGAAAUAACUACAUGUUUUAUAUUGAUGGCAAUAAUUAAUUUUCGGUCGUGUAUUAUAGUCGGGGUGCUCUAAAAUUUAGGGCAUAGAAGUUAGUUUGUAAAAAGACAGAUGUUGUGUUAGUUCAGUGAUCACUUAGUUUAGUUUAAGUAUAUAAAUACAUAGUGUACAUAUCAUGACGUUUUUGUAAAGGCUUCGGCCGCGGUUUUUGUAAAAACUAUGUACAAUCGUAGAAGUAAAUACAGGGCGGUAUAUCGCGCACGCAUUUAACAAUUAAAUAUCAUUUUUUUUUAAUUUAACGGUUUUUGUGUUAAGGUUAUAAGUACAUAAUGAUUUUACGUGUCCAGAAGGACGUCGCGGUGCAAUUGGAUGGUUUUUAUUUUAGAUCUGACAGUGAAUUUAUUUAGUAUAUGAUCCGCUCCAUUAUAUAUAUAAAUCAUAUUAAUAUUUCGACGGACUAACAGUAUGUAUAUAAAUAUGUUUUUCGCAUCCCGUUUGGAUGAAUUUAAUGCAUUAUGUGCCUUGUGUCCUUUGACACCUUUUAAUAUUUUUAAAGUCGUGAGGGAAUUUUGCUGUAUGGUAAAAUGGACUUGUAUGUGUGUGUCAAUGCAUGUUGUAACGUCAAAGCAAUAAACAAUGUUCCAGUCAAGUAAUUAAGUCUGACGAAAUUGUCCAGUCACAUGAUAUGAGUACAGUACAGACAGAGACCCUCUACAAAUUUUAUUCAGUUGUUUGUUUUUUGUAUCUAGUCCGGAAUAAAAGAUGCUAUGUGGUUGUCUUCUUAUGUAUAAAAAAAUUCUAUAUGAAAUAAAAAAAGAAAUAUUUAUUUUUCAUUUUUGUAGCACAAACUAGAUUUUAAAAAUAUUUUUUAAGUUGAGAAUUUAUAAUUAUUGGUCCGCAACUGCAUAGUGUCUUAGAGAAUUUAUUCAAAAUUGUGUUUGUGACAUAUAUUUUCAUCCAAAGCCAUUGUUUGACAACUGACAGCUGUCACAGUACUAUUUUUUGUGUUAAAAUAGUACGUAAAGAGGAUACUUACUGUUCAAAGUCUGUAGCCGUUUGCUAUUUUUUUGUAUGUUUAAUAUUCUUUUUAUUAGACUACUGUCUCAGGAAAAAGACAAAGUUUAUAAAUAAAAAGAUGACAUUAUCUAUAAAUUUAACAAAAUGAUCUAUAAAACAUUGAUGGUUUAGAACACUAAAAUUAUUGUUUUUUGACAUGUGUCAAAGUGUGACAGCUGUCAGUUGUCAGCCAUGUUGCGCGCCAAAGGUGAAGGCGAGGGAGGUGAAGGGGGCGCGACGCAUGCAGUAUUAUUUGUUUGUGGUGACGUCAGCAAGCGGCAUCAGACGGCAAACUCGUCAGCUGUAUUAUAUUUGAAAUCCGUUUCCGCAAGUCAAGGGAUGCAACUUCGCCAUCUACUUAUUUUGUAAAUACAUAGUGGAUAUCUAUAAUUUUUUAUAUUAAAUGAGAAUAUACAUAUUA